UAUAGGGUGUUUAUGUUGUCGGAUCGGUCGUUAUGGAACGCUCGCGAUUUUUCGUCGCGACGUUUUUUUGAAAAAUCCAACGAAUAGCAGUCAAUUGGCCAGCAAAAAGGCUCGUUUCGAUCGCGUCCUAAGCUAGCAGUCAAUAAACGUAAGACAAGUGCCAGCGAUAAUUCAGAAAAGGAGAGAAACACUCACGCAAAAAAGAAGUUGUGCGGAAAACCAGUUAUGUAUUCGCCCCAAGUUCGCGCAGUAUUUCCUUUUUGCUGAGCCAACAACAACAACAAAAGGCACAAGAAAAACAAGCAGAAAAGCCUGUUCAGUUUCCCCAUAAGAAAUCAAAAGAAAUGUCAAUGAAAGUGCCGUGCAAUAAAGAUAAUUAAUCAAAAUAACAAAACAAGAUUUUCCCACUGCUAUUCCCUGUGACCACGGUCUUGUUUUAACUAACCAAAAAAAUUUAAUUGUGCAACAACAACAACAAUAGCAGUAGCAGCGGAGUCUCAACAAUUGGCACAAUUGGCGAUAAAUCAGCAGCAGCAGUAGAAGAAGAAGUAGAAGCAGUGUGAACUUUAGCAAACGCAGCGGAAAAACACAAACAAGCGAAAUAAGAGCGGUGCAUGUAAAAAGGGAAAACGAAUAAAUCUACGAAUAACGAACUGCAAGCGAGAGCAAGAUAGCUGACUCAUUAGCAUUUCCCACGCGGGGGAGUGUAAGUAAAAGUGUACUCCUUUAAAAGAAGAGAGGUGGAGUGAUAAGCGUCUUCCACUCAAAGAGAUCAUAUUGGACAGAAGGGAAAACGAAGAGAAAAGGAGUAAUUGGAAUCUAAAGAGCAAAAGGAGUAACUGGAAGGAAUAAAAUCUGGAAACUAAGUUAAGCGAAGUAACUAAUAUCUAAAGAAGUUCUUAAGAGAACCUGGAAUAACAACGUGAUUUGAGAACUAAGGGACUAACUGAAAUAUUAAACCCUGUACAUUAAGAGAAGAAGCAUUUGUUGCUAAGAAGGACGCAAGAGAUAGAAAACAGUGCAAAUAAACGAGUAUCGAUUUCGCUUUUGCUAUUUAAGUUGGCAACCGUUGACAGUUUUCCAGCUGCAGCGGAAGGCGCGGGGGCAUGGCCAUCAGCAUGUGGCCCUAGACAAAAGACAACAACCAUAAAAACAGCAAAAAGUGCAAAAAUAGAGGGGGAGAUUCGGAGUUGGAGAACCACUUGGCAUUCAGGCAGCGAAGCGUAACCAGGCGGUUGGGUUAGACCGGAAAAGCGUCGAUGAGUUGAGUGCCCCUCGUUUCCACUCCAAUCCACUCCACCCUCUCACCUGGAACCCCUCCGAACUCCGAACUCCGUCCCGAAAUGGAUGCAUCGCCCCUGUCGCCGGAACAGGCUCCAAUAUUGGCCACUGGGAGGUCAUUGGACCAGCAGGUGGACGCCAGUUCGCCCAACCACUCGAACUACUCGAAUCUCACGAACAGCAGCAGCAGCGGCAGUAGUGCCAGCAGUCCCUCGGCCUGCUCCUCCUCGUCCUCGUCUUCCUCGGCGCCCCAAUACAGUGCAGAUAUCCGAGCGGCUGCACUACAUCCACAGCAGCAAAGAGGAUCUACCUCCGGGUCGGGAUCGGCCAAAACCUGUGAGCUGGACGUGGGCGAAGAAAGGGAUACUUUCUCGCCAGUGACUAGUCCGGAUUGCAACGGAGCUGCCGCCGUGGAUGUCCUGCCCUCUUCGAGUGCCUCUGUGGACAAUAAGAUUUACGAGGGAGGCAGCAAGGUGAAGCCACCCUCAAAAGAGGAAAAACAACGCCAGAACGAAGAGAUUGUGUGCAUGGAAACCUCGACGGUGUCAACGGAAACAGGUUCCUGGGAGUCCAUGUAUCCAGCGGCAACAGUUGCUCCUCCCGAGGAGCCUGAGGAAACGGAAACCGCAUCGGUUUUCAAGGGCAUCAGUGCCAGUUCUCUGCUGCGAGAUUUAGAAAAGCGGGAUCAGCCCUUGUCCACCUCCGGGACUAGUGCGUGUUUUAUAGACGCCUCUUCCUUAAGGGACGAGGAUGAGGUGCUUUCCUUUCCCAGCCUAGAUGGUCAUGGUCAGGAAGAAGAAGUCGGGCAAGAGGCGACCGGAGAGGAAGAGGCCGAACCCUCGCCCACAGAGCAGCUGGAGCAGUUUCACAAGUCCUUUGCCAGGUGCAAAGGCGUGAGAUCGACUCAGGCGAGAGAACCAGAGCAGGAGGAACCCGCGGAUGAGCCGGUGGAGGAGCGACAAGCGCCCAUGUCAGUGCCGUACAGCUUCCAGCACAAUGCCCAGCACUUUAGUGUGCAUCCCUUGGGCAGCAGUCCCAAGUUCAGCCACCACCAGCAUCAGCACCAGAGUCAGCAGCAUCAUCCCGAUCUCAGCUACACCACGGACUACUCCUCCAGCAGUCCGGCUCCGAGCUUAGUGUGGUCAGAGCAGAGCAGAAACCACCAGGCAGUCUCCGCUUCCACGCCCCACAACUCGAUGGUGCACAUUGAACCCGCUUCGGCUGGGAGCAAUAACUCCUCUAUCCACAGGGAUUAUACUUUAUCUUCCUCACUAUCGCAUCACAGGGACUCUGGUGCCUACUGCAGUGAUGCUACGGAUUCCCCGCUGCCCUUGCCACGUACUCCCAAGAGAAGUUCCAAGUUCGACGAGGCCAAUCCUAUUGUUUCUGGCGGGGCAUCCAUCGAGGAUUUCCGAGAGAAGCAGUGCGAGAGUCCCAGCAUCAAAAGACGCACAGACACCUGUCCAAUUGUCUCGGGAGGAUUCGUUUCGCUGGACUUUGCGCCCACUCGCCCGCUGGCGGAUGAGGAUGACGAGGAGGACCUGAACGAAGAUGCAGAGAUUGCUGGGGUAGAAAUGAGGGUCAAGACGGGACUGCAAAGGAAGCCUGUUCCCGGAAUCGCUUCCUGGGUGGUGGACAUGAGUGACUGCCGGCCGGAGAGGAGGAGGAGCACCAGCAGCACCACCUCCAGCUUCCGGGAGCGCUCCGACUCCAACAGCUCGCACAAGAGUGGCUGCGGCUUCUACGUUUCGUUGGAUGACAUGGACAGAAAACCACAGGAACAGCCACAGAAACCGUCAGUAGCUGCUCCUCUAUCGCAGCUGAGCAAAUCCUACACGGCACCCAAGUCAGCAGGAUUCUUCGUGGAUCUCUCGCAAAGUGGUAAAGAAGAAGAACAGUUGCCAAAGGAUGAGGUGUUGGCCGAAGUCAAGGAGGAACCGAAGCCAGAACCCAAGAAUAUAUUCAGUAUGUUUAUUGAUAUUGGGGAGCAAAAGACACCGCGUUCCAACGGCAGAAAGGAACCCUUGAGUCUGGCUCUGAGAUUGUCCAGCUCGUUGAGCUCCUCGGCUUCCAGAAGGGGAGACACCGAGGUGAUGAAGUCCAGUGCCAGUUCCACGGAGACUCUGAUGGCCAAGAGUGCUAAUCAAAAGGAUAUGUCAGCCGGAGCUGGGGAAAGUAAAUCCCUGGACUACAGAUGCAAUUUGGAGCCUCCGCUAACGGUGGCUGCACUGCGUCGACUUUCGCAGCAGCACCGUCAGCAAAGUGAUCCCGCCAAGCGUCACAGCUGGGGCAGCAAUGGUCAGCCGGAGCAGGCAUCCGGAUCGGGCAACGAUUGCAAGCGCUCCAUAAGCCUAACUGCCAAUGGAGCAACGGAUUCGGGAGCGGGACUAAUGAGCAUCAUUGACAAAUUGCCCAUUAUAUCCAAGGCCUCCUCCCUCUCGAUAGACAGCUCGGUUUCUCCCUACGACGAUUUCAGUGGUUCCAAUCCUGGAUUGAGCAGCUGUUCGGAGGAGGAGCAGGGUCAGGCACAGGGAAGAAUCAAGAAGAGGCGAAGGGAUGUUCAAUUAAAUGAGACCUAUGACAAAUCCAGCUUGGCAUCGGUAACGGAGGGCAUUCUGUCCAAGGACAUGUCGCCCGCAUCCAACACUGACACCGACGAUCUCACUUUCCAGCAGGACGAACAGCUAGCCAAGGAGCAGGCGGAACUGAUAUCAGUACCGCUCCAGCUGAGCAGCAGCUCCAAUCGCACCAGCAGCGUAAUGGAGACAAUUAUCGAAGCGAAAGAGACGGCCUCGCCGAAGAAGCAGGUUACCCUCAACAAUGGCCAUACAAUGGAAUCCCUGCACGCCACUAUUGAAAAACAGAAGCAGCUGCUUGAGACAGUCAACGAGCAUGGAGAGCAGACGGCCCCGCUGCCCUCCCAGAUCCCCUCCAGCUUUGUUAAGCUCUCCGACAUGGAUAAACCCGUAAAGCACGAUUUGCAGUCGCCGGAUUCGAUGAGCAAGAGCGUGGGCAACAACCACAGAAGCUCGCAGCUGGGUCAGAGGCUCUACAGGGAUGAGAACCGUGCGCGUCCGCAUUCCUGGGCUAUGACCCGAUCCACGGGCAACACGCUGCAGAACUUUACCAACUCGGUGGACAAUAUAAGAAGUCUCUCCCGGCUCUUUCCAAACUUCUCGAAGGAGUUCUCCAACUCGCUGCCAAACGGCAUGACCCUGGAGCAGGUUCAGAGUCAGCAGGUGGACUACAUCCAAACGGAUCUCAGUGCGGAUUCAAGCCUGGCAUCCAGUUUCAGUAGAUCGGGCAUGGAUGAAUCCUCGCUGAGCUGCAGGCAGCCCAGGCGUUUGGGGGAGGAUUUGCUCAAGAUGUUCCUGCAGGAGAUUGCCACGGACAUGCUGGUGGAGGUGCAUGGACGACGCAUUCGCGCCCACAAGUGCAUUCUGCGCUCCCGUUGUCAGUACUUUGCUGCCAUGUUGGCCGGCCACGGAUCACAGAGUGUGGUUUCCCUGCAGGGUUACUCCUAUGCAGCGGUUCACUUUGCAUUGUGCCACAUCUACUCGGGUGCCUCGCAUCCGCCGGAUGGGAUCAGUCUGAUGGAGCUGGCCGCUCUAGCGGAUUUGCUGGGACUGGAGGGUCUCAAGGAGGUCACCUCGCAUGCGCUGAAGACGAACUACUGCCACAACUUCCACAAGCCCUGCUCCGGGUGCACCGAUGGCAUCUUACAGGUGCUGCCCGUGGCCCUGAACCAUGCUCUGGAUGAUCUGUACAGGAAGUGCCUGCGCUGGACGUGUCGCCACUACCUGAAGGUGUGGCCAACCAGACAGUUCGCCCAACUUCCGCCGGACAUUCUCGGCCGAUGCCGCCAGCAGAUUGUCGCUUACUUGACUUCGGAGACGGUGCUGGACACGGUGCUCGACUGCGACCAUCUACUGGCCCAAUUGUCGGCCUAUCGAUGGGGCCACGUCUGCGAGCAGUUGGUGCGCGAGAUCUUGGAAGCAGCAUACGCCUAUGUAGGUGACCACUUUGCCAGUUUGAUCGCCAGUGAUUCCUUCUUGUCGCUGGGCCACGAUCGCAGCCGGCACAUCCCGCGCCUGGAGACGCUGCUUCUACACACGGCCGCUGAACUGACUCCGGAACAGGCUUGCCGGAGUUAUCAGCGGGUAACCCGCUUGAACACUGUGCUGCAGGCGAAGGUCAUCCAUAUGCCGGCCAGUUUGGGUCAGUCGGAGCUCGCACGGGAACUGCAGGGUCUACAGGAGGAGCAGCUGGACUGGCAACCGGAGUACAUUCGACUGGUGGGAGCAUUGGUUUACGCCGUAGAGCAGUGCCUCAUCCGACAGUGCUCACGGGCUAUGCGCGUCACCGCCUGGCAGCGCAUGGACUUGGAGCUACGCAAGAAGAUUCAAACGCUGGCCCGCCUCACAGAGCCGUUGGACAUGAAGCGCCAAAGUGGCAAACCGGUGAGCAAGGCCUUUUCCUUCGGCGGCAGUACACGCAGCCAGGAUCUCGUGCAGAUCAAGCUGGCCAUCCAGGCGCAGACGAAGAGAGCCCAUGCUCAAGAGACACUGCUGUACAAGGCCACCCAAACGCAGGAUGCGUCUGGUGGAGCAAAUCACGUGCAAACAGCUGAUAGGGGAGUCCAAGCGAAUCACGAGUCCAGGGAGGGAGGCAGUAAACUGCUGAAGUCCAACUCCCGCGCCUACGUUCCUCAUCGCGCCAGCUCCCAGGUGGCUUCGGAGCGGAACAGCUUGAAUCUUCAUCGACGCACCCAGUCAGAAGCUCCGCCAGUGACCCACAAGAAACCUGCAGCUCCUGUGGCGGCUCCCACAAUUGAACCGAAGACUGCCCAAGGCAAACAUACUGCGGUGACUGCCAAACUAGGAGAAGUGCGACCCCGUUAUUUGGAGCCCCGCAAACCAAGGGCUGCAGCUCCGUCGGCUACAAACGGCCAUAGUGCCGGACCCGUGCGCAGUGCCACUAGCUCGAGCAUUCCCGCGAAUGGAGGCAGAAAGGCGCAGGCCAAGAACCUGCACAUCUCUUCCAGCGAAAGCUCACGGAAUUCGAGUCCGGCGGCACGCAGAGUGCAGAACGGCACACUGCUGGGCAACAAGUCCAGCAAUCUUUCUAUGGACAGCUUGGCAUCGCCGGCACGUCGUGCUAAGAGCAGCUCUAGGGGACCACAGGACAGAUACUCCUCCGACCAGAACUCGCUGGCGGAGAGCAUGAAGAGCUCUGUGAUCACCAACAAAACGAUCUCACACGAGUCGCUCUCGAGCAGCUCGAAACUGGCUAGAAUCCAGCAACUAAAUGGCCAUGGCAAAGGAGCCGCAACGGGAAAGAUAAAGGCCACACAGCGAGGUUCCACGGUCGGCAACAAGUCAACCCGCCAGUUGAAGCAACAGCAUAAUGCAAUGGCCUCCAACGGAUCAAGUCCCAGUUCGGUGCACACCACCAAGUCAGCAGCCAGUCGUUUGUCCUCCGUCAGCAGCACAUUUUCCACUCGGGAGCUGUUCAAGCAGCGCUCCAUUUCAGUGCCUGCAGGUGGGACAGAUGGAGCGCCAAACAAGGGACGACACAGCUUCCUCUCGGCCAAAUCCCGCGAGAUCCUAGCCAAGCGGGCGGAGAAAAACAAGCUACAACAGCAGCAACAGCAACAGAAGCAAACCGAAGCCCCGGCUGAUGAACGUGGGUCAGUCCAAUUGCGUUCCUCCGCAGGUCCCCUGCGCUCAUCCUCACAUUCCGCGGUGUCCAGCAUGCUGCAGCAGCACAAUCUGCGAAACAGUCUGCCCUCCAGUAUUCCCACCCGCCGGCCCAAUACGCUGCACCUGAAGAAAACCACUGCGGUGACAAACGGAGUGGGUGGACCAACUAAAACUGCAACCAAUGGGCUGACGAAUGGAACAUACAAGUCGGCCCAGGCAGUCAAACAGAAGCUGGACCUGCUCAUUGAUGCCCAGAUGGAGAGUGGGGUGCCCAAGGAACGUGUAGAGUCCAAACUGGAGCGCUCCAGCACCUUUUGCAAGGAUAGCGCCGACCUGGACAUCAGCGAACUGCAGAUUGUGGAGUAAUCAACUAAAGAAAAAGGAGCAACAGCAUCAAUAUGGGGUCGUAUCAAAUAUGGUCCCCAAACAGAUGAGAACCCGAAUCCAGAACCGUACACGUCCCAUAAGGCAACACUAGUCAAUAAUCUAGCAUGCAGCUGCCGUUGCAGUUGGCGCAUGAAACCAUUAUACAAUAACGAUAAUAACGAGAUGAUGUUACUACCAACAGACAACCGCGAUAAUUAAAAACGUUAAAUACCA
Drosophila rhopaloa is the source of this 7583-nucleotide messenger RNA. RefSeq lists its product as uncharacterized. Lineage: Eukaryota; Metazoa; Arthropoda; Insecta; Diptera; Drosophilidae. The record is from RefSeq and is a predicted model, not a curated record. The transcript has 5 exons. The coding region runs from base 1344 to 7349 and encodes 2001 amino acids. Gene Ontology annotation, molecular function: protein binding.